This is a messenger RNA of Suncus etruscus (white-toothed pygmy shrew), 948 nucleotides long. Its product is annotated as olfactory receptor 8K3-like. Gene Ontology annotation, biological process: sensory perception of smell; G protein-coupled receptor signaling pathway. NCBI's taxonomy places the organism in Eukaryota, Metazoa, Chordata, Mammalia, Eulipotyphla, Soricidae. The record is from RefSeq and is a predicted model, not a curated record. Gene Ontology annotation, molecular function: odorant binding; G protein-coupled receptor activity; olfactory receptor activity. Gene Ontology annotation, cellular component: membrane.
AUGGACAAGCACAAUCUCACAGUGCUCAAGGAAUUCAUCCUGCUGGGAAUCACAGACCGCCCUGAACUGCAGGCUCCCCUAUUUGUGCUCUUCCUCAUCAUCUACAUGAUCUCACUGGUGGGCAACCUGGGCAUGGUCAUCCUCACCAAGGUGGACUCUCGACUGCAAACACCCAUGUACUUCUUUCUCAGACACCUGGCACUCACAGAUCUGGGCUACUCCACAGCUGUAGGACCCAAAGUAUUGGUUAGUUUUCUUGUGGAACAAAACACAAUCUCUUUUUAUGUUUGUGCCUUACAGGCCACUCUCCUAGUUCUGUUCAUUAUUUGUGAACUUUUUAUUCUGGCUGCAAUGUCCUGUGACCGCUAUGUGGCCAUCUGCAACCCUCUGCUCUACACAAUCAUCAUGUCUCAAAGGCUCUGUCUAAUGAUGGUCAUAAUCCCUUAUCUCUACAGCACAUUUGUCUCUUUGCUAGUCAUCAUAAAGAUUUUUAAGUUACCCUUCUGUGACUACAAUAUUAUUCAUCACUUUUACUGUGAUAGUCUCCCAUUGAUUGUCCCUCUAUUAGCUCUGUCUUGCUCUGAUACCUCCUCCACAGAAAUGUUGAUUUUUAUAUCAGCAGGUCUGAAUUUGAUGUUUUCCAUGAUUAUAGUUGUGGUUUCUUAUUUCAACAUUGCUCUAUCCAUUCUCAGGAUGCGUUCAGCAGAAGGAAGGAAAAAGGCCUUCUCUACUUGUGCCUCACAUAUCGUGGCUGUCAAUUUUUAUGGUACACUUCUCUUUAUGUAUUUGCAGCCUCAAACUAAGCACUCACUAGACACUAAUAAAAUGGCAUCCGUGUUUUAUACCCUGGUGAUCCCCAUGCUAAAUCCAAUGAUCUACAGUCUGAGAAAUAAGGAUGUGAACGAUGCCUUAAAGAGAUUUCUAAACAAUGUAUGUUCUUUAAAAUAA